UCGGCAGAUCUUCUGAAUUUGGCUCCUGAUUAAAGCUGACAGAUAAUGGAAACAUUUCCUUGGCGAUGUCUCUGGGGCGACUCCUCCGACGUGCCUCUUCAAAAGCUUCCGACCUCCUGACCUUGAAUGCUGGUGGUGGCGGCAGUUCAUCGUCUGUGCUUGAUGGGGAGAUUAUCUACUCCAAGAACAAUGUCUGCGUCCAUCCACCGGAGCUGCUGCAAGGCAUCGGGGAGCAUCAUCCAGGCUAUUUGUGCUUGUACAUGGAGAAGGAUGAGCUACUUGGAACUACGCUUAUCCUCGCCUGGGUGCCCAACUCCCGCAUCCAGAGGCAGGAUGAAGAAGCCCUGCGCUAUGUCACUCCUGAGAGCUCCCCUGUCCGUAAAGCUCCCCGCAAGCGCGGCUGCCAUGCUCAGGGUUUCGGCAUUGUCCGGCAGGCUUCCCCCACCGAGCAGAGAGGGGCAGUGAUCCUGAGAGAAGACAUCUUGUCUGGGUCACAGCUUGGGAAAGAUGUGGCUUACAUCAGCUCCCCGUCUUCGGAAGGGGAGAAGUGCUGCCCCGCAGCAGAUGGCACCCACCGGUGCCCCCAGCCUGCCCGCAGUGACUCGGGAAUCCUAUCGACAGUCAGCUCUCAGGAGGAGCAGAACAGGUCGGAGCUGUCAGUGGAGGGCACGGAGGAAGGUCUGGACUGCAGGCCAGAGCCGGGGGAGGACGAGGGCUCCUUGGAGCUGUCUGCUGAUGACGUGAGCAGGGACAGUACUUUUGACUCUGAUUCUGAUGCCUUCUCUUCCCCCUUCUGCCUCUCUCCCAUUAGCGAAGCCCUCGGGAAAAGCAGCAGUUCUGUGUUUCUGGAUAAUGACAGCAGGGACACGUGUGACCAUCGCAUGACCUGCUCCACCAGCUCUGCCUCCAGCCUCGACACCAGUGCCCAGUUCCCAGAGAAUAACGGGCAAAUGCAGAGCACCAGAUGGGACGAACAGCAGAAGGUAUUUGCCCUCGAGCAGGUCUGUGGUGUCUUUAGAGUGGACCUGGGACAAAUGAGAUCCCUUCGCCUCUUCUUCAGCGAUGAGGCGUGCACCUGUGGACAGCUGGUGGUUGCGAGCAGGGAGAGCCAGUACAAGAUCUUCCAUUUUCACCAUGGUGGCCUGGAUAAACUGUCCGAGGUGUUUCAGCAAUGGAAGUACUGCACAGAGACCCACCUCAAGGACCAGCAGCUGACCGAUGAGAAGACGUGUAUGCAGUUCUCCAUCCGCCGUCCCAAGCUGCCCUCCUCGGAAACCCACCCGGAGGAGAACACGUACAGGCGUCUGGACGUGUCUGCCUGGCUCCGUCACCUGAACGAGUCCGGCCAGGUGGAAGAGGAGUACAAGCUGCAGAAGGCCAUUUUCUUUGGUGGGAUUGAUGUUUCCAUCCGGGGGGAGGUGUGGCCCUUUCUGCUGCGCUACUACAGCUACGAGUCCACCUCGGAGGAGAGGGAGGCACUGAGGCUGCAGAAGAGGAAGGAAUACUUCGAGAUCCAGGAGAAAAGGCUUUCGAUGACUCCGGAUGAACAGAAGGAUUUUUGGCGUAAAGUACAGUUCACAGUAGAUAAAGAUGUCGUGAGGACGGACCGCAGCAACCAGUUCUUUCGAGGGGAGGACAACCCAAAUGUGGAAACUAUGAGGAGGAUCCUGCUGAACUAUGCAGUAUUUAACCCAACAAUUGGAUACUCCCAGGGGAUGUCCGACCUGGUUGCCCCACUCCUGGCAGAGGUCCUGGAUGAGUCAGAUACUUUCUGGUGCUUUGUAGGAUUGAUGCAGAACACGAUCUUCUUCAGCUCGCCCCGGGAUGAGGAUAUGGAGAAGCAGCUGAUGUACCUGCGGGAGCUGCUGCGGCUCAUGCACCCGCGCUUCUACCAGCACCUCGCUUCCUUGGGAGAGGAUGGCCUGCAGAUGCUUUUCUGUCACCGUUGGAUCCUCCUCUGCUUUAAACGUGAAUUUCCAGAUGCUGAGGCUUUGCGUAUGUGGGAGGCGUGCUGGGCUCACUAUCAGACUGACUAUUUCCACCUCUUCAUCUGUGUGGCCAUCGUGGUGAUUUAUGGGGACGACGUCAUCGAACAGCAGCUGGCCACUGACCAGAUGCUGCUGCAUUUCGGCAACCUGGCUAUGCACAUGAACGGAGAACUUGUACUCAGGAAGGCGAGGAGCCUGCUGUAUCAGUUCCACCUGCUGCCCCGCAUCCCCUGCAGCCUGCACGACCUCUGCAAGCUCUGUGGCACAGGAAUGUGGGACAGUGGCUUCAUCCCCGCCGUGGAGUGCUCUGGCCAUCACCCGGCGUCUGAGAGCUGCCCGUACGGGGGACUGGCGGAAGUGUCUUCUCCUAAACCAGGAAGCGAAGGCAAGAGAGGCUUGAAAACACGGGACGUCUUUGCUUUCCGAAAAUAGCUGUAGAGGAACAGGGUGUGACAGCGGAAGAGGGAAGGGCAGGAAGGAUGUGCAUAGGAAAAAUGUCGAAGACGAAAAUGGAGGG
Molecule: messenger RNA, 2505 nt
Organism: Opisthocomus hoazin
Lineage: Eukaryota; Metazoa; Chordata; Aves; Opisthocomiformes; Opisthocomidae
Source: RefSeq, a predicted model, not a curated record